This is a messenger RNA of Paramecium sonneborni, 2956 nucleotides long. Lineage: Eukaryota; Ciliophora; Oligohymenophorea; Peniculida; Parameciidae. The record is from the annotation of a GenBank genome assembly.
AUGAUUAAUUCAACAACUUCUAGAGUACGUAAUGACAAUGAAGAUUAAAAUCAUCGUCUAAAAGUUCUUGAAAUUAAUGCACAUUAAUUCUAUACUUAAUUAAAAGUAACUCAUUUUAUCAAUCCUUUAAGCCAUUAUUUUCAGAAAAUACUUAAUUGAAACAAAAUCUUAUAGAGCUUAAUGUGUACAUAGAGGAAAGAAAAAUGCAACUGUGCAAGUAUUUAUCAGAUGUUGGACCUAAUGGAGAAGAUUUUAUUCUUCUCAAAGCAGUUGGGGAUUUACAACAGAUUUGUGAUUUAAUUGGAGGUACAAAUAAUAAAUUAUUUAGAUGAAAUAUCAAGACUCAAAACAUAAAUAGUCUAUUAAAUUGAAGUUUAAUAAGUUAGCGAAAAGAGUCUUAAGGAAGUUAGAUAAGAUUUACAAAGGGAAACAGAACGGUUCCUCAAUGAAAAAUAACUCCUUAUUGAUUAAAAUACAAUAUCUCAAUAAACGCAUAAACAAAUAAUUGAGAACCUUAAAUCUCAAAAUGAUAUACUUGUAAAUUUGCAUCAAUUAUGAAGUUAAUGAAAAAUGAAGAUCUUUAAUCAGCAUUAGUAAGAUAAUCUGAACUAGAAAACAAAUUAAGAAUCAAUUAUAGAUUUAAAUUGGAAGAGGAGAUAAAAUCAUUGACAAAUUAAUUGAAUCAUCUUAAAAUUACUAAAUAAGAAGAGGCAGAUAAGUAUGAUUUAGAAAGGAGAAUAUAUUUGAAAUAAUUAGAAUAAUUUAGUGGAAAAUUAAAAUAAGUUAAAUAAGAUGUCAUUGAUGAAUAUGAAUAUAAAAUGGCUACUUAAAAAGUCAAAUUUGAAAAUUAACUCAAAAUAACAAAAUAAGAAAUUUCAGAUUUGAAAUAUUCUAAUUCAUAGCUAUUUGAAAAAUAAAAAUUAUGGCUUUUAUAAUAAGAAGUACUGAUUGAUCAAAAGUAUAAAUUAGAACUUUAAAAUAAAGAUUUAAAAAGUUUAAUUGCUAAACUUGAAGAAAAAUUGAUUAUUUAAGAAGAAUUAAGCAUUUAAGCAUAAAAUGAGAUAAAUUAAUAAAAGUAUAUUACUAUUUUUAAUUUUAGAUCUGCUAUUAGCGUUCUCAAAUAAUCUACAAAUUAAAAGAAGAAAAGUAUGUAAGGUUCUCAAAUCAAUUCAUAAUCUCCAUAGAAAUAAUAAUCAAAAUCUCAAACCCCUAUAUAAGAUUAAAAAACUUAAUCUACUUCAUUAUGGUAGAAGGCAGCAAAUGCUGUUAAAAAGCAGACUAAAGAUAAUUCAAAAAUGACAGAUUCUUAAAAAUUAGCCCACUCUAAUUUACUUGAUAAAAAUACUAACAAUGAAUAAUUUAAUUAAACUAUAUAAAUAAGGAAGUUGGGUUCAAUUUAAGAAAUCUAAUUUGAACAUUUUUCAUCAGCUACAUUAUCAUAAAGAGCUGAGUAAAACUUUAAAUUUGUAGAAGCUGCUACAUAAACAGAAGAAUAAACCAAUAAUUAAGCAGCAGCAUCUUCUCGAGGUAGAAUUUCAUCAAUUCGAAAAAAUAGAUAAUAAUUUGUCUAAUAAUUUUAAUAUAAUCAUGUUGAAACAUAAUAUGAAGCUGAAUUAAAUGAUAACGAUUAUUACAACUUUAAAUUAGAAUUACUAGUUUCUUAAUUAUAAAAUAAAAUUCAAAGUAUUUAAGCUAUGUGUGAUUUAAAGUUAGAAUAGAAAAAUUAAGACAUAGAAGAUUUAAAUAAUCAAUUAUAAUCUUAAAAAAGUAUCUUUGAAGGGCAAUAUAAAUAAUUAGAAAUUGAAAUGAAUCUUUUACAUAAUGAAGAAUUGGAAUCAAAGAUUUUAACUAUUUAAAAUUUAAAAGAAACUAUUGAUUAAAAUAUCGAAAAAAUAAAAGGCUUAGAAGAAGCCAUUAAGCUUUUUGAAAUAAAUUAAGAAAAUGUUCAUUAAAAAUAUGAGGAUAUUCUGAAUAAAAAAGAUUAAGAUAUUAAGGAUAUUGAAAACAAAAUAUAAGAGAAUAAACUUAUGGCAGAAUAAGAAUAAUCUAGAUUAUUAUAAAUUAAUUAAAGUUAAAGAGAAGAAUUUUAAUUAGAAUUGCAAAAUCUUAAAAAUUAGCACACUUUAGAUGAAUAAAGGCUUUUAUAAGAAAAACUAAAAUAUUAGGAAGAGAAAGCUACUAUUGAUAAGACAAAGUAAGACAAUUAAUAAAUGCUUGAAUAAAUUUAAAAGAAGGAAUUUAUUUUAGAAAAUUAUAAAUCUGAACUAAUUAAAACAAAUGAGGUAGUGAAGUAUCUUCAAUUAGAACUAGAGAAUUAUAAAAAAUUGAAUAAUAUCUUUAAAUCUAAAGAUGAGGGUCCUUCUUAAUUGAUUACGCAUGGUUUUUUAUCUUAAGAAACAUAAGAAAGAAUUAAAUAAAGAUUAUAAAAGUCAAAAAUAUCAAAAGAUAAUCCUAAAUUUGGAUUUUAACCAAGAGAUGCUUAUAGUAUGAACUUUUAAAUUUAAAGAAAAGAAAGAAUGAAACAUGCUAAACUUGGAACUUUAAAUACAAGUUUUGAUGAUAAAAGCAUUUAUUCGUAAGUCAUAAAAUAUAAUUAGAACUUAAAAAAAUGUUUUCAGAUUUAAAAUGACCGAUGAUGAUAGUUAAGGAAUGCUGUAAGUAAAUUCAAGAAGAAUGUAAUCAUAAGAUGAUAAGCCCAACAGUGAAAUAAAGAAAAAAUAAAAAUCAUUUAAGCAAAAUUAAAGAGCAAGUUUAUAAUAUAUUUAUUCUAUUAGAAACAUAAAUUAGUGAUUAUUCAGAAUCAAAGUUGUUAAUUUAGGAUAUUUUUGAAAAAGAGAUAACUGUACUUAAUAGAAGUAAUUAGCUUCUAGGCUAAUUAAAUGAUCAACAAACUAAGUUUAAGAGUGUUCACAGCACUUAUAAUUCUACAAAAAAGAAAUUUAUCUAAAAUCGUUGA